This is a messenger RNA of Phytophthora sojae, 856 nucleotides long. RefSeq lists its product as hypothetical. Gene Ontology annotation, cellular component: mitochondrion. Gene Ontology annotation, molecular function: protein-containing complex binding. The transcript is spliced from 3 exons. The record is from RefSeq and is a predicted model, not a curated record. Lineage: Eukaryota; Oomycota; Peronosporomycetes; Peronosporales; Peronosporaceae. Bases 1 to 798 code for a protein of 265 amino acids.
AUGCUGGCGGCCGCGGCGAAGCGCAUGCAGCAGAGCACGCUGCACACGCUCAAGGCCUACGACAAGAGCGAGCACCGGCUGCUGGUCGUGGGCGGCAACGGCUUCGUGGGCAGCAACAUCCUGCAGCGCGCCGUGCAGAAGGGCAUCGAGGUGCGCAGCCUCAACCCGUCGGGCAAGCCGCAGUGGCAGGACGUGCCCUGGAUCGACCAGGUGGACUGGCACGAGGGCGACGUCUUCGACGACAAGCAGCUGGCCAAGGCCGUCGAGGGCGUCACGGGCGUCAUCUCGACGGUGGGCGCGUUCGGCAGCAACGAGUUCAUGGAGAAGCUGUGCGGCGACGCGACGAUUGUGGCGGCGCGCGCGGCGCAGAAGGCGGGCGUGGAGCGCUUCGUGUUCGUGUCCAACUCCCGCGUGGGCUCGUACUACCCGUCGUGGCUGCCCAUGUACGGCUACUACCAUGGGAAGGAGAGGGCGGAAGCCGCUGUGCAGGCCAGGUUCCCCGAGACGGGUGUGGCGCUGCGCCCGGGCUUCAUUUAUGGCUGGCGCCGCACGAAGAAGGGUCAAGGCAUCCCGCUGCAGCUUGUCGGCGCGCCGAUCUCGAUGCUGGCGCGCGACCUUGGCGCGGCCUCCACUGCGCUAGGCUAUGUGCCGUUCUUUGGUGAAGAGAUGAAAGCUGCUAUUCCUGUCGGCGCAGUCGCCAAGGCUGCAGUGCUCAGCGCAAUUGGACCGGUUCAUGGACAGACGCUGGACACGACGAGCAUGCUCGAGAUCGCCGCCUCGUUCCACGUCCAUGAAUGAACAAGAGCAGCAGUGGCCAGCUGAAAAAAUGACCGGCGAAGAUGAAAACUAACAACUU